CCGUGUAGCGGUGUGAAUCUGUCAGUGUAUUGCGUAUUAAUGAAGCUUUGAAUGGAUAUUUAAUAUCGAUCACACUGAACGGAUCGCAAUACAUCUCUAUAGGUCCCGUUAUUUGUCGUAGUCAUGCUGCUCGCUGUGUGCUCGCGGAGGCCACUGCUCGAUGCCCAUCUGAUCAGGCUCAGCGUCCGCGGGCUGUUCAGUGAAUCGGGGGUUUGGGAGCGCGACUAUAAGGCGGAGACGCGGCGUCGGGUGGAGCAGUGGUGGCACGGCCGCAUACAGGAACAGUGGCAGAGAGAUGCAGCAGAUCAGAGCUCCCGGAAGAAGUUCUACGUCCUCUCCAUGUUCCCGUACCCAUCGGGUCGGCUGCACAUGGGCCACGUGAGGGUUUACACCAUUAGCGACACCAUCAGCCAUUUCCAGAGGAUGAGGGGCCAUCAGGUGUUGAACCCGAUGGGCUGGGAUGCGUUUGGUCUGCCGGCUGAGAACGCCGCCAUCGAACGAGGCCUGGACCCAGAGGACUGGACCAAAAGUAAUAUUGAGUCCAUGCGGAAGCAGCUGGACAGUCUGGGGCUCUGCUUUAAUUGGGAUCGGCCUCUUCUGGAUGCUUUGGCAGAUCUCCCCGAAUGGUAUGGAGUCAAAAGUAUGCAGGCCAACUGGAUUGGCGACUGCUCAGGCUGCUUUUUCAACCACAUAAUGAAGGUGGAUGGUCGUGACUCAGGUGAGGUGUUGGCUGCAUACACCGGUUCUCCAGAGGCUGUGUUCGGAGCGGCCUAUGUCUCAGUCCUGCCCUCCCACCGGCUGUUGCACGGCUCCAGUGCCCUCAAAACGGCUCUGCUCAGAGCCCUGAGACCCGGCAGAGACAGCCUGACUGAGGUCACAGCCCUCAACGUGUUCACCGGCCGCGAGGUUCCAGUGGUGAUUUCCAGCAAGAAGGAGUUCGACGGACAUCUGGACACUGUAAUGGGCAUCCCAGAUAGCAGUGAGGAGGAAGCAGAGUUGGCUCAGUCUCUGGGUUUGAGCUGGAUUUCUGUUCUGAAGACAGAACAAGACGGAACACAGACUCUAAUAAACUCAGAUGAGUUCACAGGUCAAAGCCGGGCAGAAGCUUUUAACUCUGUUACCCAGAAAGCCCGGGAGAGGAAUGCUGGUGGAUACCUCACUAGUGCCAAGUUACGUGAUUGGCUAAUCUCGAGGCAGCGCUACUGGGGCACACCCAUUCCCAUAGUGCACUGCAGCGCAUGCGGGCCUGUGCCAGUUCCAGUGGAGGAGCUGCCAGUCACGUUACCUAAAGUAUCGUCCCUCUCAGGGAAAGGGGCGUCGCCCUUAAAGACGGCACAGGAUUGGCUGAGAUGCCAGUGUCCGAGGUGUAAAGGGCCGGCGGAGAGAGAAACAGACACCAUGGACACCUUUGUGGAUUCCUCCUGGUACUAUUUCAGAUACACUGACCCUCAGAACCCGCUGAGGCCUUUCGAGCACUCGAGAGCGGAUCACUGGAUGCCUGUGGAUGUUUAUAUCGGAGGGAAGGAGCAUGCCGUCAUGCACCUGUACUACGCACGCUUCCUCAGCCACUUCUGCAGAGACCAGGGCAUGGUUUCACACAGGGAGCCCUUCAGAAAGCUGUUGGUCCAGGGUCUGAUAAAGGGGCAGACGUUCAGGGUGGCAGAGACCGGCCAGUACCUCACGAAAGAGGACAUCGACUUCUCAGGUCCGGAGCCCAUUCAGAGGGACAGUGGCAGCCGACUGCAGGUCACAUGGGAGAAGAUGAGUAAAUCCAAACAGAACGGGCUGGACCCGCAGGAGGUGCUGCAGCAGUACGGCCUCGACACCAUGCGCCUCUACCUCCUGUACGCCGCUCCACCCGAGCAGGACAUCUUAUGGGACGUCAAGACUGAUGCCAUCCCAGGCGUGUUGCGAUGGCAGGCCCGUCUGUGGGGUUUGAUCACCAAACUGAGAGCUGCACGCGAGGGUCCAGAGACGCCCAACCCGUCCGUCCUCAACAAGAGAGAACGAUCAGAGGCCAGGAAGAUCUGGGAGAACAAGAACUACGCCAUCACACAGGUCACAGGUCACUUCACAGAGGACUUCCUGUUUAAUGCGGCCAUCUCUCGGCUCAUGGGCCUGACCAACACACUCUCACAAGCCUCGUCUCGAGUGGUUCUGCACAGCGUGGAGUUUGAGGAGGCUUUGGCAUCGCUCUGUGUGAUGGCGGCACCCAUGUGUCCACACUUAGCUUCUGAACUCUGGGCAGGUUUGUCUCAGGUGAGGAAUCCUCUAGGAAGUGUGCUGUUGGGGAAGGGAAGUGUCCUUCAGCAGCCGUGGCCCAGUGUGGACCCAGAGUACCUACAAACACCCGACACACUCCAGCUGUCCGUACGGAUCAAUAAUAAGGCGUGUGGGAGUGUAUCUGUACCUCGUGAAGUGGCUCAGGACGCACAGAAGGUUCAGGAGCUAGUGCUGAACAGCUCUCUGGGUGCCCGUCUGCUCUCUGAGCGGGUCAUUAAGAAGGCCAUCCUCUCGCCCAGAACGGCCCUCAUCAACUUUCUGGUGGACGAAUGACGUGAUGGGCCUUACUGGACUUCCAGAAUGGACCGUGCGUGAAAUAUCCAAAGAGCCACAUCACUGAAGGAUUUUUGAAAAGUGAACAAAUAAGGACAUGGUGUACUGAGUAACUUUUCAGUUUUACUAGAUGUUCUUGUCGAGUUGAAAAUGAAAACGGCUUUGCUCUUUGUUGCUAAAUAAAGAGGAUUUUAGGCGAUUUUCAGGUUAAUAGGAUACAUGUUUUGCCCUCGUCGUCACAGACUCUAGGCUGGUCUGGCAGUGUUAGUGUUUGGUAGCGAGCUAUUUCUGAAUGGCCAGUUUUAGCCUGACAUCACAACACCUCGAACAGACCUGCACUGCCUGAAAUGGAGAUGUGGAGAUCAUGCUGUGCUUUCAGA
Molecule: messenger RNA, 2936 nt
Organism: Sinocyclocheilus anshuiensis
Lineage: Eukaryota; Metazoa; Chordata; Actinopteri; Cypriniformes; Cyprinidae
Gene: lars2
Product: leucyl-tRNA synthetase 2, mitochondrial
Exons: 19
Coding region: 124-2556 (810 amino acids)
Biological process (GO): leucyl-tRNA aminoacylation; mitochondrial translation
Cellular component (GO): mitochondrion
Molecular function (GO): ATP binding; aminoacyl-tRNA deacylase activity; leucine-tRNA ligase activity
Source: RefSeq, a predicted model, not a curated record